UGUUCGAGUUCGCACACCAGUUCCAUGGAGAAGGCUUCUUUAUUUCACUCUAUGGUCCAGCUUCAGUAAGGAAGACGAUCUGCGAGUCGAAGAAAAUCAAGCUGUUAUAACUAGAAGGGAGAAAGGGGGAAGAAAUUCGAGGUACCAUUUCAUUGUUUUGACUCGGCUGUAUGAUUUGAAUUUAACAACGUUUUGUCAUUAUUAGGGUUUAGAAUUUUUGGUUUUUGAGUCUGUUUUGAUGUCGGGAAACGGUGAACAAAUCGACCUCAACUCUGAAGUUGAUAUGGGAGCUCGAGAGUUUGAAGCCCAUGGGAUUGAUCUUUCGCAUCCUGUUACCGUUUACGUAAACGAGCAAAGCAAUGGUGAAAAUCGCUCGGGAGAGACGGGAGAGGAUGAGGCCAUUCAAGAUCAAGAGACCAACAGCUUUGGAGAAGGGCUUUGUGGGUUGGAUAAGGGCGAGACCGACGGAAAUGUGGGAAAUGAAGUAGUCGAUGUUGAAUUUUUGCAGGGAAGAUCUAUGGAUGAUGUCAAGGGAACGGAAAUGGACCCUCCCGCAAGGAAGGGUGAAGCAUCGUCUAUGGCAAUAAAUGAUUUAUCAGAGUUGGAAAUGGAAUCUAGCAAGAGGAAACAUACCUCAGAGAAAGUUGAAGCUGUGUGUAGGGAUGAGAUAAUUGUUGACGACAACGAGGUGGUGAAUGCUGAUGGGACACUAAAUGCUUCACCAAGUGACGCUUUAGCUUGUUGUGAAGCAAAAAGCCAGGUUGGAGAGGGACUUGCAUCAUUGAAUGAGUCUACAGAAGGUGGAGCCUAUGACGAUGCUACGGCUGGGGAUGGAUCAAUAAUUUCUGUUGGUAUUGAGUAUAAUGUUGAGAGCCAGGAAGAAGGGGUUAGCACAAUGCAAGAUGAGGAUGAGAAAGUUACAGAAAAUGAAGAAUUGUAUGUGAAACAUGAUCAGGUUGUGAACGAGGAUGAUGAAUCCCACAGUGUACUUGACCAUAAGGGUUGUGUCGAUGAACGCGUAAACACGAAUCCUGAGGGUCCAUUUCACCACAAGGAUGUCGAUGGUUCGGGUUCUCUUCAUGAUAAUUUGGCAUCUGGUUCUCCUAAAAGUGCUGAGGAUAGAAUACAGUCAAUUAACAAGCUUGAUCAAAAGGCUGAAAAUAUGACAGAGAGAAAUGAAGUACCACCUGAAUUAGCCACUGAGGUUAGAACCGUGCCAACAUCGAACUACUCAGAAAAUCAGAGUGGGAAAGUUGAUGGUGGACAGACAAUUGAAAAUCCAGCCACUGGCAGUCAUAUUGGGAAGACAGGGCCUUCAACAGAUAUAGAUGAGUCAAAGUUGUUUGACAUUGUUGUUGAAGUGAACCCUCAUGUUAGCAUGGAUGAAGAUGACAUGUCUAAUGACGACAGUGAAGACACAGUUGUGAAGUUCAAUGUCCACGAUCUAGUAUGGAGCAGAGUACCGAGCCAUCCCUGGUGGCCUGGGCAGAUAUGUGAUCCAGCAGCUUCAUCAAAAAAAGCCAUGAAAUAUUUCAAAACAGGAAAAUAUCUGGUAGCAUUUUUUGGGGAUCAUACAUUUGCAUGGAAAGAAGCAGUGAUGAUAAAACCGUUUUCAGAAUAUUUUUCGGAGUUGCAGAAGCAAAGCAAUUCAGGAAGUUUUCACGACGCAAUUGAUUGUGCUCUGGAAGAGUUCUCCAGACGAGUUGAGUUUAGCCUUGCCUGCCCUUGUCUAUCAGAAGAAUUAUAUUCCAAACUUCAAACUCAAACACUCGCUAACGGAGGAAUCCGCAAGAAGUUGAGUAAAAGAGUUGGUGGUGACAGCUCUCUUACUGCGUCAUCUUUUGAUCCAAUGAAGCUUGUUAACUUUGUUAAGGAAGUAGCCAUGUCACCUUAUGCUGAAGCUGACAAGUUAGAGGUGGUUCGUGCCGAGGCCCAAUUGAUGGCAUUGAGUCGGUGGAAGGGCUACUCUGAACUGUCCAAGUACGAUAAACACAGUGCAGCGUUCAACGAUACUGAUCACAUUUUGGAUGUGAAAAACGAUGACCAAAGUGACUCGAUGGUGGAUAUAGCUAUAGACAUUAAAGAUGAUGAAGUGGCCAAAAGCAGGAAAGGAAGUUUGAAAAUUCAAGACAUUUCAGGUGGAAAGUGCAAGCGUAAAUCUGAGGAUUUAAAAGACUCUAGUAAAAAGGGUUCUAAUUCGACGUCCAAGAAGCCCCGUCGUAGCGGGAAGAAAGAACUGGGAUCUAAAGAGGAUGCUGACAACGAAUUGAAUUUUCCUGUUUCAAUUACAAAAGAUGAGGUAGUAAGUUGUAACAACACUGCUAUCAACAGUCCAAUAACAAAUGUUGAAUCUGGGAAGAAGACUAAUCAAAGUUUUAGAGUUGGAGAUCGCAUACGAAAGGUUGCUUACAAAUUGAACGAGUUGAAUCCGAUACUGAAGCACGAUGAUGGAUUAUCUCAAAAAUCUGUUUCCAAGACGAGACGAGGCAGAAAGUGUAAGGGGAGUUCGGAACUAGUUUCCGGUGUGAAGACUGGAAAUAAGUCGACAAAGACAAGGAAAAGAAGAAAGGUUUCAGCCCCUAUAGAAACAUCUGACUCUGAAUUUAUUAAGGACGCUUAUUGGACUGAUAGGUUAAUCCAAGGCAUUGCUGAAGAUGAAGUAACUGUUGAGAAUCAAAACGAAAUUGAAGAAGGCCACAUUCAGACUCCAAGUGAAACGGUUAUCCCUACUGAACUUGUUGAACCAGAUUCAGAGACUUGUGUGGAGGAUCCCUCUCCCACUGCUCUGAUUUUAACCUUUACCGACUUCGGUUCCGUUCCUUCUGAAAAAAGUUUGAACGACAUAUUUAGAAAAUAUGGACCUCUGUACGAGUCAAAGACAGAAGUAAUAAAGAAAAGUAAACAAGCCAAAGUAGUUUUCAAGCGAACUUCAGAUGCCGAAACAGCUUUCAGUAGUUCUGGGAAACACGGCAUUUUUGGAACGACCGAUGUUAGUUACCGACUCAAGUUCUUGGCUCCGAGCAAAGUUUCAUCACGUCGGACAAGGAGAGGCAGAAAAGAAGUGAAAUCUUAAGAACAAAACGCUUCUUGGCUGCCUAAAUAUUCAGGUUUGAAACAGGUCUGUGCUACUUUCACUUUUAACUGAUGUCUGUUGUUCAAUUCAUAUCCAUAAUUUGACUGGGUAGAGUUAACUUGCAAACAAAUAGGACAUGGCUGAUACUUUUUUCAGGGUAUUGUUAGUAGAGAUACUUGGAUUAGCCUGUACAUGGUAGUUUUUUCCUUCUUGAAAGGGCUUAUUG
Molecule: messenger RNA, 3299 nt
Organism: Cucurbita moschata (crookneck pumpkin)
Lineage: Eukaryota; Viridiplantae; Streptophyta; Magnoliopsida; Cucurbitales; Cucurbitaceae
Exons: 4
Coding region: 239-3073 (944 amino acids)
Source: RefSeq, a predicted model, not a curated record